Heteronotia binoei (common prickly gecko) is the source of this 4893-nucleotide messenger RNA. RefSeq names its product WASP like actin nucleation promoting factor (gene WASL). Gene Ontology annotation, biological process: actin filament organization. Lineage: Eukaryota; Metazoa; Chordata; Lepidosauria; Squamata; Gekkonidae. Bases 388 to 1917 code for a protein of 509 amino acids. The record is from RefSeq and is a predicted model, not a curated record. Gene Ontology annotation, cellular component: cytoplasm; endoplasmic reticulum membrane; nucleus. Gene Ontology annotation, molecular function: actin binding; microtubule binding. The transcript is spliced from 12 exons.
GGAGGAGGGACAGGAAAAGGAGGGCGAAGGCGGCCUUUGGGCUGAGCGCUCCGCUGUGCUCCCCGGGCCGGCCGCUGUCCUCCCCUCCUCGGCUUUUGGUUUCGCCCAUCCGCCUCUCUCUCUCUCCCCCCCCCCCUCCCUGCCAUGUUGGAUUGCGCGGCCGGCGCCAGGGAGAAGUUGGAAGUUUAGAGCUCGCCGGGCAAGAAGGAGCAGCCGAAGAGGGAGCGCUCCCUUCCGCCGGGGCCUACCGGGAGCGGCCUAGUCAGCCAGCCAGCCCCUUCCCGCCCCCAUGCUGCUGCUGCGGCGGCGGCUGUGAGCCAGGCUGCUCCGCCGCACUCGGACGCCGGGCCCGAGUCACCCAAGAGGAGCGGCGGGGGGAAGGCGACGAUGAGCAACAACCAGCAGCAGCCCCCGCCGCCGCGGCGGGUCACCAACGUGGGCUCCCUGCUGCUCACCCCGCAAGAGAACGAGAGCCUCUUCGGCUUCCUGGGCAAGAAAUGCGUGACCAUGUGCUCUGCAGUAAUUCAGAUUUAUGCAGCAGAUCGCAAUGCUAUGUGGUCAAAGAAGUGCUGUGGCGUAGCCUGCCUUGUGAAAGACAAUCCACAAAGGUCUUAUUUUAUCAGAAUAUAUGAUAUCAAGGAUGGAAAACAAUUAUGGGAACAAGAACUCUAUAAUAAUUUUGUAUAUAAUAGUCCUAGAGCGUAUUUUCAUACCUUUGCUGGAGAUACAUGUCAGGUGGGUCUUAAUUUUGCUAAUGAAGAAGAAGCUAAAAAAUUCCAGAAGACAAUAACAGACUUACUUGGACGGCGCCAACGAAAAUCUGAGAAAAGGAGAGAUCUACCAAAUGGUCCAAGUCUACCAAUGGCAACUGUUGACAUCAAAAACCCAGAAAUCACCACCAAUAGAUUUUAUGGUUCCCAAGUCAAUAAUAUCCCCUAUACCAAAGAGAAGAAAAAAGGAAAAGCAAAAAAGAAGAGACUGACAAAGGCAGAUAUUGGGACUCCUAGCAACUUUCAGCAUAUUGGGCAUGUAGGCUGGGACCCAAAUACAGGUUUUGAUGUUAACAACUUAGAUCCAGAGCUGAAAAAACUGUUUGAUAUGUGUGGAAUUUCAGAGGCUCAGCUGAAAGACAAAGAAACGUCCAAGGUUAUAUAUGAUUUUAUUGAAAAAACAGGCGGAGUAGAAGCUGUUAAAAAUGAGUUACGCAGACAAGGUCCACCACGUUGGAGUGCUCCACCUCCGCCUCCACCAUCUAGGGGAGGUCCACCUCCCCCCCCACCCCCACAUAGCUCAGGGCCACCACCUCCUCCUGCUAGGGGAAGAGGAGCUCCUCCACCCCCUCCAUCGAGAGCUCCUACAGCAGCACCACCACCUCCGCCACCUUCUAGACCUGGUGCUGCAAUGCCACCUCCUCCACCUAAUAGGAUGUAUCCUCCUCCCCCACCAGUUCAUUCUUCCUCUGCACCCCCAGGCCCACCUCCACCCCCUCCACCCCCAUCGGGUGGUUCAUGUGUGCCUCCACCCCCUCCGCCACCCCCGCCACCUCCUGGACCGCCUCCACCACCUGGGCUUCCAACAGAGGUUGACCAUCAGCUUCCAGUUCCUUCAGGAAACAAAGCUGCUCUCUUAGAUCAAAUCCGAGAAGGUGCACAAUUAAAGAAAGUGGAACAGAACAGUCGGCCAGUCUCCUGCUCAGGAAGAGAUGCACUGCUUGAUCAGAUACGGCAGGGUAUACAGCUGAAGUCUGUAUCUGAUGGCCAAGAGACUGCAACUCCCACGCCUGCACCCACCUCAGGUAUCGUGGGAGCAUUAAUGGAAGUUAUGCAGAAAAGGAGCAAAGCCAUUCAUUCUUCAGAUGAAGAUGAGGAUGAAGAAGAUGAAGAAGACUUUGAGGAUGACGACGAAUGGGAUGACUGAUUCAAUAUAUUAUAUAUCGUAUAAAUAUAUAUAUUUUUAAGGUGAAUUACUAAACUACUUUCUGUCUAUGGAUUCUGUAAAAUUAUCAUGUAAAUGUUCUACCAAUUUGCUGUAUAUUUUUGUUGCCUUUUGCUUUUUUUAUUAAUCUGUGCAAUACCUCAUUUAAUCUGUAAAGGUUUGUCAUAAUCCUCUACAAAAAGCUACUCCCGAUUUAAUGUGUGCCAGUUUACAUCAGGUUGCUCAGCGUACAUGCGAAUCCUUUCCAUUCCAUCAAUAAGGGAGUUUUAAUGUAAUGUGUGAGACUGACAAACAUUUUAAAUGUAUUUAGUUACAAUGCAAGAAGGAAAAAAAACAAAACAAAACACUAUUUUCAUACCCUACUUUUCUGUACUUAAAUUUUCUUAUUAAAACCUAGUAUAGCGCUACAUUAUUUAAGUGGUGCAGCUCCUGGUUGAUUAGCCGUCUUGGAAACCAUGCUAUGUGAAUGAGGCUGAGCAGUGGUCUUCAUAACACUACACUUUAGCGUUAAGCUAUACAUCAAACAAUCACUAGAAAACGAUUUCCCCCUGAUUCUGUAGCAGUGCCAUUGGGAAAGCUUUUGAAACCUCGAAUGCCAAGUCCCAGCCGAGGUCACAGAGCGCAACAUCUUUGAUGUAUGCUACCUUUGUGAUUUAUUAUUAUUAAUUUUUUUUUUGCCUGCUACCUUUUACAAUGAAGAGGGGGUUUACCCUGAGGGCAUCUGCUGCAGUCGUUUAUUUAUUUUUAUAUAAUCUUUUUUACCGAAGGGCUGUGGUUUAAUAUUUGCUUGGGUUUAACAUUGGGGUUUAAAUCCGUUUUUUUUAAAAGCCUGUAGGACGUUGAUGAACUAAUAAAUGAACUUAAAGCACUGUAACUCUGCAGUCUUGAUGGCUUAUGGUACAAACCAAGGCACUUAAAAGGCACCAGCUCCUGCAUCUGAAAAUGGAGAGCGGUGACAUGAGGAUGGAUGCCUUAAUGUAAAACAUCUGCUUCUCUCGAUUCUGACAAGAGACCCUAAUGUGAUGGAAGCAAUGGUGGAAGGAGACACUUGAGCUCCUCACUGAUUUUUUUUGUACAUCAAGCCCCUUAACCUCCUUCAGCCUCUAGUUUCUGUGUGUUUGGGCCAGAUAGUUGAGUUUGGUUGAGCUCUUAGUACAUCAGCGCACUAGUGCUGCUGCUGCUGCAGCCCAGUUCUAUAUUCCUUACAAGCUUUCCUACAAAUUAUGGGUUGUUAUAGGUCAACAUUGUCCUGUUUCCUCUCUUCUCUUUUAGACAUCCAGAAGAGAGUGGGUAGAGAACCAGCCAGCUUCUUGGCUUUUAAAGAAGCUUGGGGAAUCUCUUUAUUUAAAAAAAGAAAACAUGCGAAAGCUUACUGUUACAGAGCUACUGCUUUCUUUUCUAUGUACUGAACUUGCUCCUUGCGGUAUCGAUUGUCUUUUGUGUUCUUAAGAAUUUAAUAUCAAGGGUUUGUGAUCUUCAAAGACGGAGGCCCUGUGCUUGGAACUAGCAUUCCAGUUCAUCCUGGAGAAAAAUCAGUUCUCAUCUUAAUUUUUUUUAUCCUUGCUAACAGAUUUUUUUUUUCCUCUUUACACACAGUAAUGUGUUUUCAGGAUAGGCAUUGUCAAUACUGCUUCUACUCGCUGGGGGAAAAAAUUAGGUAGGAGAGAUUAGAAAUCUCACUUUUCUCACUAAUGCAGAGUGCUUCGAGUCAGACUUAUUUGCAGUGCAAACCGAGACAUGCUUUCUUUCUCCCCUCUUUAUUCUCGUCGCGAUACGUCGGACAGAAUUGUAUUUACUGAAACCCAGCGUUGCCCUGUUCUCAGCAGGCAGGACCUGCAUGACAUGGCUUGGAUUUCUAGUGCAGUUUAUAACUUGUGUCUAGCAGUAGCUUUUAAAAAAAAAACUUCAUAGAGAGAAAAGGGGAUGGAAAAGGUUGCGGAUGGGAAGGAGGUGCCGUAAAGCUGACGCUAAAUUAUUCAGAGGAAUAACUUUUAAGCACAUGACUUGGGAGAAGAGAUCUCUUUCCCCCAGGUAUCCUCCUCCUUCCCCUCCGCCUUGCAGUUGCAUUCACAGCACUGCCUGCUGCUGGGAAAGACUUUUUAACUAGCAGUGCUGCCAGUGCAGCUCGACGACUGUGACUGGUGUGGCUGAGGCCUGAGUAAAUGCUACUUUGUCGGGUUAAGAAUGUGUGCACAUGGGAAGGGGGGGUGUUAAAUGGCCUUCAGUGCAAGCUUCUCUUUUUUUGUAUCGUGUCUUUGUAGUUCCGAUACCACGAAGGGCAUUUUAAAGCGGGCCCUGCUCAGGUGGCCUCCAAAGACGUUACUUAUUAACGUGAAUUAAGCACAUGCUUCCAAACUAGAGAAAAGCGAGCUUGGGAUAGGUUUGAUGUUGUACGUCUGAUAGUUGGGAUGCUUGUGUAAUCCACGAAUCACUUGCCAAACAGGCUUCUGACGCUUUUUUUUUUUGUUUAUACAAGGCGUGUCCAUGCUGUUGCACAAAAGUUCAAAUGUUUUCGCUUUCAGUAGCAUAUCGUAUGGUUUUGUUAAGUUGAGGCAUGACUGCAGUUAGGAGUUCAGCUAAAUUAUUGUCGCCGCUGCAUGUUUCUGCACUCCCCGCUUUCUGGCGUAGGCAGGGGACUUUCAUGGCAUUAAAUCACUACUGCUAACUGUUGUAACAAAGCCGGUUGAAUUGACAGUCCAAGGAGCCUUGGCAAAAUCCACAAACGAACUCAAGGCUUGUAUCUUGGCACUAUGCAUAGACAAUAUCUGCUAGCCGCUUAUACUCUGAAAAUGUCUCAAUCGUUCAGUUGGGUUUUUUUUCCCCCAUUUCAUCAAAUUGAAAGUAUUGGUAUGUAAUUUUUUUUUCUUUUUCUUUUUCUUUUUUGAAAUGUACAGUGAAUAGGAUGUUGCACUGGUGGCAAUUCAUCAUGGAGCAUAAUAAAAUUAAUUUGACUCAGUA